Messenger RNA from Myodes glareolus (Bank vole), 2206 nucleotides. Lineage: Eukaryota; Metazoa; Chordata; Mammalia; Rodentia; Cricetidae. The record is from RefSeq and is a predicted model, not a curated record.
CACUUCCGGAGCUGCGGGGACGGCUCCGCCGGAGGAAGCAGCGCGGGCCUGACCCGCGUCCGCCCGCCGCCUCCGCUGCCGCUACGCUCCAGUCAGGCUCUUCUGGCCCAGCUUGACCUCAUCUGGCCGGCCUAGGCUCUGCGGCCGCAGGGCCGCGGCUCCCGAAGACAAAAACGCUAAUGCAUUUGAAACAACGAUAAAAUUGGGGGGAGGGGAAAAAGCAACUGAUUUCCUGAUUCUCCAACUUGGCUGGAUGUUAAGAUGUCCGUGGACAUGAACAGCCAGGGUUCUGACAGCAAUGAAGAGGAUUAUGACCCAAACUGUGAGGAAGAGGAAGAAGAGGAAGAGGACCCUGGGGACAUAGAGGACUACUAUGUGGGAGUAGCCAGUGAUGUGGAGCAGCAGGGGGCUGAUGCUUUUGAUCCUGAAGAGUACCAGUUCACUUGCUUAACCUAUAAGGAAUCUGAGGGUGCCCUUCAUGAACAUAUGACCAGCUUAGCUUCUGUCUUAAAGGUAUCUCACUCAGUUGCAAAACUUAUAUUAGUUAAUUUCCACUGGCAAGUCUCAGAGAUUCUGGACAGGUACAGGGCUAAUUCUGCCCAGCUGCUUGUUGAGGCUCGGGUUCAGCCCAAUCCAUCCAAACAUGUCCCCACAGCCCAUCCCCCUCACCACUGUGCAGUGUGUAUGCAGUUUGUGCGGAAGGAAAACCUACUCUCUCUGGCCUGCCAACAUCAGUUUUGCCGAAGCUGCUGGGAGCAGCAUUGCUCUGUGCUUGUCAAGGAUGGUGUUGGUGUGGGAAUCUCGUGCAUGGCUCAGGAUUGUCCACUCCGAACACCAGAGGACUUUGUAUUUCCCUUGCUUCCCAAUGAAGAAUUGAGAGAUAAAUACAGGCGCUACCUCUUUAGGGACUAUGUGGAGAGCCAUUACCAGCUCCAGCUGUGCCCCGGUGCAGACUGCCCCAUGGUUAUUCGGGUACAGGAGCCUAGAGCUCGCCGAGUGCAGUGCAAUCGAUGCAACGAGGUCUUCUGUUUCAAGUGUCGACAGAUGUAUCACGCCCCCACAGACUGCGCCACAAUCCGGAAAUGGCUUACGAAGUGUGCAGACGACUCUGAAACGGCUAACUACAUUAGUGCUCACACUAAAGAUUGUCCCAAGUGCAACAUCUGCAUUGAGAAGAACGGAGGCUGCAAUCACAUGCAAUGCUCCAAGUGUAAGCACGACUUCUGCUGGAUGUGUCUAGGAGAUUGGAAGACGCACGGCAGUGAGUAUUAUGAGUGCAGUCGGUACAAGGAGAACCCUGACAUCGUCAACCAGAGUCAGCAAGCCCAGGCCAGGGAGGCCCUCAAGAAGUACUUGUUCUACUUUGAGAGGUGGGAAAACCACAAUAAAAGUUUGCAGCUUGAGGCACAAACAUACCAACGGAUUCAUGAGAAGAUUCAGGAGAGGGUUAUGAACAAUCUGGGGACAUGGAUUGACUGGCAGUACCUGCAGAACGCUGCUAAGCUGUUGGCCAAGUGUCGAUACACCCUGCAAUACACCUAUCCAUAUGCGUACUACAUGGAGUCUGGCCCUAGGAAGAAGCUGGCCCUGCCCGGCUACAGCCCCUCUCCUUUUGACCCUCCUGCUCUGCCCAUACAGUUUGAAUACCAGCAGGCUCAGCUGGAGGCUGAGAUUGAAAACCUGUCGUGGAAAGUUGAACGUGCAGACAGCUAUGACAGAGGGGACUUGGAAAACCAAAUGCACAUAGCGGAGCAGCGGAGAAGAACCCUGCUGAAGGAUUUUCACGACACCUAAGCUGGGCUGUGGAUGUGCCGGGGUGAGGAAGAUGUAGCUGUGGGGCGUCCCGGCUGUCAUACUGCAUGCUGCAGACUCUGCCUUUCACGACCCCAGGCAACAGCCAGGGCCCCACUCCUGAGAGACACUGGCAACACACCUCUUUAGUCAAUUUGUUUUCUCCUCAUCUUUUUGCUUUUUGUUUCUACCAGGGUAGAGGCCGUGUUGAACUGGCCUCUAGUAAGGACUUUUAUUAAAUUCUCCCUGGAUGGUUGUUGGGAGGGAGGGAACUUUUUUUUUCCUGAAUGGCUAUUCAUAGUAUUAGAUCAUUACAACUUAUGUAAUUUUCAAAGGUUGUACGAUUAUAAAGAAAAAAAGGCAAACCAUAGGAUAACACAGAGCCCUUUUGAAAAUAAAUUGGCUUUGGAGUGCA